Cuscuta campestris is the source of this 2334-nucleotide messenger RNA. Lineage: Eukaryota; Viridiplantae; Streptophyta; Magnoliopsida; Solanales; Convolvulaceae. The record is from the annotation of a GenBank genome assembly.
CGCGUCCAAACUUAACCGUUUGAGAGUAAAGGGAUCAUGGGUUCUUCUUCUAGAAAUCUUUAUGCAGGAAUUGGAGAAAGUUAAUCAACCUCUAGGCCACCGCUUUUUGACGGCACCAACUACACAUAUUGUAAAGAGUGGAUGAGAAUUUAUAUCCGCUCAACCAACUUCCAGUUGUGGUUGGUCAUCAAAAACGGCGAAGAAACUCCAAUGAAGAAGGUCAGUGAAAAACUCGUCCUAAAGACCGAGGACGAAUUUGAUGCCGAAGACAUCAAAAAGGUGGAGAACUACGCCAAGGCAAUCAACAUGAUGUACUGCGCGGUCAACCCCGAUGAUUAUCGCAAGAUCUCUUGCUGCACCACCGCCAAAGAAAUGUGGGACAAGCUGGAGGAUCUCGUGAGGAAAAUCCUGCGGAGUCUCACACCCGAAUGGAAAUCAAAGGCUGUCGCAAUCUACGAAUCCAUCGGAGUCUCCAACGUCACCAUCGACGGGCUAAGAGGUAACCUCAAAACUUAUGAAUCUACUAUUCUAACCUCGUCUUUGGAUGAACAAAAGAAGAAAGGAAUAGCGCUCAAAGCAACCAAAGAGACUGUAGAAGAAGUCUCAAGCGAUGACGACAACGAGUUCGGACUCGUCAUCAAGAAAUUCCACAAAUUCAUGAAGAAGGAAUUUGAACGAAAAGGAAGAAAGCACGACGGUCCCCCGAAGUGCUAUGGGUGUGGCGAGAUACGCCACAUCAAGCCGAGGUGUCCAAAAGGCAAAAGCGGCAAGGACAAACCUGGCUUCAAAAAGCAACGUGCCUAUAUCUCAUGGGGUGGCGACUCCGGCGACGAGUCAACUGACCAAGAAGAGGAAGAAGCCGCCAACUUGUGUCUUAUGGCAAACGAAGACCACGCCGACGAAAUACAAGAGGGAAACCGUGUGACCUUCGAUUCAAAAUCAAGCACGGUAGAACGCCUUAGUGACAAUAAGGUCAUUCUACGUGGUGAUAGAAUCGAUAACAUAUAUAUUGUUAACUUAGACAAAUCUCCUUCCGGCUUUGCUAAGUGCCUCAUGAAUUCAUUAGAGAGAAUACACGUCGAAGACGAUGAAGAGAACACAGGAAUAUACACCAACACGCAGCCGCAAAUUGGGGAGAUACCUCAAGCGACUAACCAAGGUGAAGAAGAAAAUCAAGAGGAAGAAGAAGAACAAGAGGAACACGAAGAAGAAGCAACCGAGCUUCCCAUUGCAUGGAAAACGAACAAGAACCAUCCGCGUGACCAGGUAAUCGAUAGCAUCAACCGCGGGGUAAGUGCAAAGGCCAUCAAUAUGCUAUAUUGCGCGGUCAACCCCGAUGACUACCGAAAGAUCUCCUGUUGCACAACCGCCAAGGAGAUGUGGGACAAGCUUGAAGUGACGUACGAAGGUACCGAUCAAGUUCGCGAAGCCAAGAUCGACUUUCUCACCCAAGAGUACGAAAUGUUCCAGAUGAAAGAAGGUGAGAAAAUUGAUGACAUGUUCGACCGGUUCUCAAAGAUCAUCAACGAUCUUCAUGCUCUCAAAAAGACCUACACCAACAAGGAUCUUGUGAGGAAAAUCCUGCGGUGUCUCACACCCGAAUGGCGGUCAAAAGACGAUGCAAUCUACGAAUCCAUUGGAGUCUCCAACGUCACCAUCGACGGGCUAAAAGGUAAUAUUAAAACCUAUGAAUCUACUAUUCUAACCCCGUCUUUGGAUGGACAAAAGAAAAAGGAAAUAGCUCUCAAAGCCACCAAGGAACCGGUGGAAGAGGCUUCAAGCGAUGACGACAAUGAAUUCGGGCUCGUCAUCAAAAAGUUCCACAAGUUCAUGAAUAAGGAAUUUGAGCAAAAGGGAAGGAAGCACGACGGUCCUCCCAAAUGCUACGGCUGUGGCGAGAUUGGCCACAUCAAGCCAAGGUGUCCAAAGGCCAAACACGGCAAGGACAAGCCUGGCUUCAAGAAGCAAAGGGCCUACAUCUCUUGGGGUGGCGGUUCCAGCGACGAAUCAACCGACCAAGAGGAGGACGAAGCUGCAAAUCUCUGCCUCAUGGCACACGAAGAUCAAAGCGACGACGUCCAAGAGGCUGCAUGGGAACGAGAUGACCCAGAAGAGACGUUCAGCGUAGACUCUGCCAGUAGUGUAUGUGGGUCGGGCAAGGAAGACCCGUCUGUAGAUUCGGCACGAUCCAACCAAUUGAACGCAAAUGCUUAGAAAAUUAUCUUAUUGUUGGUUUCAAAUCCAUUGAUUGUAUCAACUGUUGUAACCCUUUGCAAUUCCUGUCUUAAACUCAACUACUGAAUAAAAGAAUCCUAAUAAAGGAAUUUCUGUUAU